This is a messenger RNA of Phragmites australis (common reed), 1614 nucleotides long. RefSeq lists its product as uncharacterized. Gene Ontology annotation, biological process: DNA integration. Lineage: Eukaryota; Viridiplantae; Streptophyta; Magnoliopsida; Poales; Poaceae. Bases 1 to 1614 code for a protein of 537 amino acids. Gene Ontology annotation, molecular function: nucleic acid binding. The transcript is spliced from 4 exons. The record is from RefSeq and is a predicted model, not a curated record.
AUGCUGACACGUGACAGCUACACCGACUGGUCUCUGCUCAUGAAAGUAAUGAUGAAGGCGAGGGGACUGUGGGAGGCUGUAGAGGUUGGCGGUGUUGAUCAACUGGAGGAUCUGAUGGCAAUGGACGCCAUCCUCAAGGCGGUAUCGCUGGAGCUGAUGGGGAUGUUGGUGCGCAAGGGAUCGACACUGGUAGCGUGGGACACCGUCAAGUCAAUGUACGCCGGCAGCAAGAGCGUGCGCAAGUUGAAGGCGCAGCAGCUGUGCCUCGGUGAUGUGCACACUGAUGAGAUGAUGGUGCACAAGUUCCUUCGUGUUCUGCCGACCAAGUUCUCACAGAUCACGCUCUCGAUCGAAACUAUGUUGGAUCUCGAGAACCUUUUUGUUGAGGAACAGACCGAGCGACUGAAGGUGGUGGAGGAUCGGAAGGAGAUCAACAAUAGCGCACCUUCGGGGAGUGGAAGCGGCGAAGGCAAGCUGCUCCUCUCCGAGCUGGAGUCACUGGACGAGCAGAAGGAGGCACCACUCCAAGACUACGUCAACAACCACCGAAAGGUGGUGCAUUUGGAGGAAGGGAAGGUGCUCGCACAGCUGGAUCGUGAUGAAGCGCAUGAUGACAGCAUGUGGUACCUUGACACCGAGGCCAUGAACCACAUGACUGGCGUGCUGGCUACCUUCUCUGAUCUUGAUCAGGGGGUGGGCGGCACGAUCAAGUUUGGUGAUGGCUCCCUGGUGAACAUCGAGGGACGCGGAAUGGUGUUGUUCGAGUGCAAAAAUGGUGAGCACAGCGCAUUUUCUGGUGUCUACUACAUCUCGUGUCUUACGACGGACAUAAUUAGCAUCGGGCAGUUGGACGACAACGGUUGCGAGGUGCGGAUCAAGGAAGUGCUCCUCCGAAUAUGGGACAGACAACGUCGUCUGGUGAUGCGGGUACAACGUUCUGCAAGCCGUCUGUACCUCCUACGCCUCAACCUCGCCAAGCCGGUGUGCCUGUCCGCGCGCCACCAGGAGAUCGCUUGGACUUGGCACACGGCUAAGAGCGAUGCACCUGCGGCGAUCAAGAACUUUCAGGCGUCGGUGGAGACUGAGACCGGUCGCAAACUGCACGUCCUUCGCACGGACAUUGGGGGUGAGUUUGCCUCAGCUGAAUUCGCUGAGUAUUGCGCAGGCCGUGGAGUGCAACACCAUCUCUCAGCGCCUUAUUCGCCACAGCAAAAUGGCGUGGUGGAGCGCAGGAAUCAGAUGGUGCUUGCCAUGGUGCGGAGCCUUCUCAAGUCGUGUGGCGUUCCGGCGACGUUCUGGGGAGAGGCUGUGACAACAGCCAUAUUUCUGUUGAAUCGGUCAUCGACGAAGAGUGUCAGUGACAUGACACCCUUUGAGGCCUGGCACGGCCGCAAGCCGGCGGUGCAUUACUUGCGAACGUUCGGCUGCGUGGAGUACGUGAAGAUUACAAAGCCACACUUGGCGAAGCUGGCAAAUAGGAGCUUCCCUGGUGUCUUCAUCGGGUACCAACCGGGUGUGAAGGCGUACCGCCUCUAUGAUCCGACAACCGGGCGCGUCCACAUCACACGUGAUGUUGUGUUCCGGGAGGACAAGGCUUGGGACUGGAGCAAGUAG